AGCAUCCAUAGAUGAAACUCAACAAGCCCAACAACAACAACAAGAAUUCUAUCGAUGUUUUUGGGGAAAAGAAAGAAGAUUCCAAACAUGUCUUCAUCAUGUGUAGCCACUAUUAGAAAUGAUGGGGAGUAUUGUCAAGAAGAAAUUCAAACUCUUGACUAUGUUGUUCAAGAUGUGGAAGACUAUGAGUCACAAACUAGACCUGUUGUUCGACAAGAAGAUGAAGUGGAUGAUGAAAAUGUGAAGGUGGUAUCAAACCCGUCCGUAGAAGCUUCUCAGUCCAAGUCUCUCAUUCCUGGUAUGUCACAAUCAUCAUUUGUUGAGAAUGUUCCUGAUUUAGAGUCUGAAGCAAUUGAGUCUGAACCAAUUAGGAAACAGUUACCACCACGUAGUACUAGAGGGAUUCCCAAACCAACAUACGAACCACAACUAUCUAGUAAGGUCAAAUACCCCAUGAGUCAUUAUGUGUCUAAUCAUUGUCUGUCAAAAUCGAAUAUGACAUUUGUGAAUCAAUUAUUUACUGUAUCUAUUCCUAAUAGUGUGCAGGAAGCCUUAUCUGAUCCAAAAUGGAAAGCUGCUAUGAACGAGGAAAUGAAAUCGUUACAAAAGAAUGAGACUUGGGAACUUGUUGAUCGUCCACCAUGAAAGAAGACGGUUGGAUGUCGAUGGGUUUACACUGUGAAGUAUAAAGCUGAUUGUACAAUUGAGAGAUUCAAAGCCAAACUAGUAGCAAAGGGGUACACUCAAACCGAGGGGAUAGACUAUAAAGAGACAUUUGCACCCAUAGCUAAAAUCAACACGGUACGUGUUUUAUUAUCUUUAGCUGCAAACCUUGAUUGGCCAUUACAACAAUUUGAUGUGAAGAAUGCUUUCCUACAUGGAGAAUUGUCAGAAGAGAUAUAUAUGAAUCCUCCGCUAGGGUGUAUUUUACUAGAAAAACACAGCCAAAAGGUAUAUAAGUUAAAGAAAUCUCUAUAUGGGUUGAAGCAAUCUUCGAGGGCAUGGUUUGGGACGUUUACAAAAGCUAUGAAGUCUUUUGGCUACCAUCAAAGUAAUUCAGAUCACACAUUGUUUAAAAGAGAGUAGAGAAAUUGAGUUUGAGCUACUCUAAGAAUAGAGAGAAAGAGAAAUUGAGCACUGGAGAACAAAAAGAAACUAGUGCUAGAUAAGAGAAUAGAGUAGAUUGUGUGAUAGGGAAACCGUGAGUAAUGGGUAGAGUAUUCCCGCAUGU
Pistacia vera is the source of this 1231-nucleotide messenger RNA. RefSeq lists its product as uncharacterized. Lineage: Eukaryota; Viridiplantae; Streptophyta; Magnoliopsida; Sapindales; Anacardiaceae. Bases 55 to 645 code for a protein of 196 amino acids. The transcript has 2 exons. The record is from RefSeq and is a predicted model, not a curated record.